UCUUCUGUACAGAUGAAAACAGUUUUGGCCAGCUGUGGCUUUCUGAUAACGUGUCUACAGUCGGGAACGAUUAACAACAAGAAACAUACAUUCACUGGACUCUAAAAGCUGCGUCUGGAUCAGUGUGUUCAGGUGAUCGUAAUGGCGGAGGGAGGAUUUGACCCCUGUGAGUGCAUCUGCACCCAGGAGCACGCCAUGAGACGACUCAUCAACCUGCUACGUCAGUCUCAGUCCUACUGUACAGACACAGAGUGUCCUCAGGACUUACCAGGACCCAGUGGCUCAGUAGGAGGUGGAGACCUGACUGUCCCCGUGGUUCUGAUGGGCUGGAUGGUUCUGGUUCUGCUCCUCUUCCUCCUCAGACCCAACAGCCUCAGAGGAUCCCCAGCACCGCCUGCUGGCAAACCUACUGGACCUCACAGUGUAGAGUCGUGACCAGGAUCCCCCAGCUCCACCAGUGGACUAGCAGCAGAACCAGACGGAACAGAACCGGAGAGAACCAGACGUUCUACUGGACAACCCAACAUCUCCACCGGACGUUCUACUGGACAACCCAACAUCUACACCGGACGUUCUACUGGACAACCCAACAUCUCCACCGGACGUUCUACUGGACAACACAACAUCUCCUCCAGACGUUCUGCCCGUUCUACGUUGGUACCCCGGAACCCAAUAGCUUGGCUGCGACCUCUGACCCCUGUACAUCACAAUGCAUUUCCUGUUUAGUGCACUACUUUAGACCAGAGCCCUAUGGGUAGUAGUGCACUACUUUAGACCAGAGCCCUAUGGGGGUAGUGCACUACUUUAGACCA
Messenger RNA from Oncorhynchus gorbuscha (pink salmon), 812 nucleotides. RefSeq names its product small integral membrane protein 14-like. The transcript has 5 exons. The coding region runs from base 142 to 435 and encodes 97 amino acids. Lineage: Eukaryota; Metazoa; Chordata; Actinopteri; Salmoniformes; Salmonidae. Gene Ontology annotation, cellular component: endoplasmic reticulum. The record is from RefSeq and is a predicted model, not a curated record.